CAAACCCUCCAAUCCCCUUCACAUUCAAAAACCCAUAUUCAUAAACCUCUUUAAUUCACUUAAAGCUUCCUCAUUUCCAAAUCCCAUGGCCAAAAUUUCCCUUCUUUGCCUCAUUUUGGCCCAGAUCUUGCUGAUUCAAGCAAUGGCUUCGACUGCCACAACCACGACUCGCCAUGUGUCGGCGGCCCCGGAGCCAUCGGAGACCGACAACAUAGAAGGACCUGGACUGGCGGAGGCGCCGGAGAUCCGACGCCUGGGAAAACACCACGGCGAUAAGUCCGUGGCCGGCGGGGGUGUCAUCAUUGGCAGCCUUGUUACGGCAGUUUUUGCAGCUGUUUUUUGUUACAUUCGGGUUACUAGAAAAAGAGAUGGGGUUGAUUCGGUUCAUUGAGUUUUUUUUUUUUUUUUUUUUUUUUAAUUUUUUUAUUACUGAUAUUGAAGUGAAUAGUGAAGUGGGUUAGUUUUUGGUUAUAAAAUCUCUUGCGAGAAUAUUCUAAUUCGUUUUGUAAAGCAAAAGUUUCAUUCGUUUUGAAGCCUAAAAACGCUGAAAGAUUUUGAGCAUUUGGAAGCCAAUGGGUAAAUGUUCAUUCGAAUGGUGGCAUGCACCCAUCUACUUCGCCGUCUCUGUAGUCUUAGCCUUCUUCGCCAUCUCCACAGCUCUGAACUCCACGGCUACUUCCCACUCUGCAACUCCGCCGAUCAAAGCCGUCGCCGACGAACUCUCCAUAAACGCAUCACGAGCCUUAAGAAGAGCCGGUUUCAACACCAUUGCCACGCUCCUUCAGGUCUCCCCUGAACACUUCUUCUCCCCUCAAAACUCCACCAUUUUCGCCAUUAAAGAUUCCGCCAUCUCCAACACCUCUCUACCUCCAUGGCUCCUCAAGAAUCUUGUUCAAUACCACACUUCCCCUUCUAAGCUUUCUAUGGCUGACUUGUUAAAGAAGCCUCAAGGGGUCUGUCUACCGACCCUUUUGGCGCCAAAGAAAAUUGCUAUUACUAGAAUGGAUUCCACUGCUAGAUUGGUUGAGAUCAAUCAUGUUCUUGUUACAGACCCUGAUAUUUUUCUUGGUGGAAAUGUUUCCAUUCAUGGCGUUCUUGGGCCAUUUUCUCCUUUGGAUCCUCUCGAUGUUCAUCAGGGAUGGAGCUUUAUUCAAGCGCCGUUCUGUGAUUCAACCGCUACUUUAAUUUCAGAUUCUCUUGAAAACAAGAAGGGGGUUGAAGUUGAAUGGAGAAGAAUCAUACGGUGGCUCAGUGCAAAUGGGUUUGUUUCUUACGCAAUCGGAUUGCAAUCUGUUCUCGAAGGGAUUCUUCAAGAUUUCGAAGGAUUGAGAUCGAUUACCGUUUUUGCACCGCCGAAUUUGGCCUCUGUGGCAUCUUCAUCGCCUGUUCUGACGCGAGCAGUGAGGCUUCACAUUGUUCCUCGAAUGGUUACAUACAAAUUCCUCGCUUCGUUGCCGGCCAGAACUUCGUUCAAGACGCUCGUCUCCGGCCAAGAUCUUCAGGUCCUCGGAGGUGUUCGGGUUCCGAGAGGAACGGUGGUCGUUAAUGGCGUGGAGAUUGUCUCGCCGGAGAUUUUCCGGUCAAGGAACUGUGUGAUCCAUGGGAUUUCCCGGUCGCUUGAGACCGCCAGUUUACCUCAUUUAUCAAGGUGACAUCUGUUCUGAUUCAGAAUUCAGAUUUUAUUGACAUGAUGAAGAACAUACAAAUACAUAGGAAGGAAAUUCUGACCUGCAAGUUCUGUACAUUAGGUUUUCGUUUCGGAAAAGAAUAAAACAAAUUGAAAUCGAAAGAGGA
Cucurbita pepo subsp. pepo (vegetable marrow) is the source of this 1794-nucleotide messenger RNA. It is a transcript of the gene FLA21, whose product is annotated as FASCICLIN-like arabinogalactan protein 21 precursor. The record is from RefSeq and is a predicted model, not a curated record. Lineage: Eukaryota; Viridiplantae; Streptophyta; Magnoliopsida; Cucurbitales; Cucurbitaceae.